GCUUCUCUUUUUCCCUGGUAUAAAAAAGACAGCGAGAAAUAAUGGCGGUUGUAUGUUGAUUGAUUGGAGGAGGGAGAGAAAACAAGGAGAGAGAGAGAGAGAGAGAGAGAGAGAGAUGGAGAGGAAGUGGUAAAGCAAUAGUGAUAGCAGAGCCACCAAACAGAGUAGUAGUAGAGGACUAGUAGUACUACCACUACCACCUUCACCACAAGAUUCAGGCACUUCCCCACUUCCAUUAGUAGAAACACAGCCAAAACUAAUCCAGUCAAUAUUUAUUACACCUCCAUACAUUAAAAACAUUUACUCUUUUGGAGGGUAAGCGUGUGCAUGUUUGGAACAGUGAUCAGUUCAUAAUCAAGUAGCUUCAGUCUGCUCUGAAAAUGCUUGUGCUGGCUGUUUUUGUGUAGCUCUCUACUGGGUUGGUUCUGUAUUGGGAUCUGUGUAGCCAGGUUUCAGGCAUUCAGGCUGAGAUCUGGUCUCCCUGUGGCAUAUUUAGCUGUUUUUCUGUUGUGGGUUUUCUUGGCUUUGUGCCAAAAAUAUUUGCCCUGUGAGAUUGGGUUAAUUGGGUAGUGGAAUCAGCCGACUCUCGAGCUGUGGGGGCAAGCUUCUGCGUAAUGAAGCUGAAAUGUUGAGGUGUAGUUGCUGAAGAUUGUAGCAUGAAGUUGUCGAUUGGAAGCUGGAAUCUUUGGGGGUUGGGGGUGAGGACAGUAAGGAACGGAUGAGGCUGAAAUCGAUUGUUCUUUGUAGUGGAACCGGUUUCGGUUGAAGAUUCAGGAGUGGGGUUUUUUUUUCUGGGUUUAGCUUGGGUAUCUUUGCAUGAAGGUUCACAAUCCAUAAUUUUGGUUUCAGCUGUGUACUCUUUCCUGGGCUUUGGCUUAAAGGGGAGCAAAGGUAAAAGACAUGGUAUUUUGCAGUGAACGAGCAGGAGGUGAAGAAACGGAUUAUUCAGUGAUUUCUGGGUUUCUUUGGUAGUAAUUUGUUGCUUAGAAGUUUUGCUUAAGAGUGGGUUUAUAUAAUUAGUUACGGGCUUUAGGAAUAUCUUCAAAAAUGAGGCUCUCUUCAGCUGGUUUUAGUCCUCAGCACCAGGAAGGGGAAAAGAGAGUUCUAAAUUCCGAGCUUUGGCAUGCUUGUGCGGGUCCUCUUGUUUCGCUACCGGCUGUUGGAAGUCGCGUUGUUUAUUUCCCCCAGGGCCAUAGUGAGCAGGUUGCUGCAUCAACCAACAAGGAAGUUGAUGCCCAUAUUCCCAACUACCCAAGUUUACCUCCGCAACUUAUCUGUCAACUUCACAAUGUGACCAUGCAUGCAGAUGUUGAGACAGAUGAAGUAUAUGCUCAGAUGACCUUGCAACCACUUAAUCCGCAAGAGCAGAAGGAUGCCUACCACCCAGCAGAGUUGGGCACCCCCAGCAAACAGCCAACAAAUUAUUUUUGUAAAACCUUGACAGCCAGUGACACAAGCACUCAUGGAGGUUUCUCUGUUCCUCGCCGAGCAGCUGAAAAAGUGUUUCCUCCACUGGACUUCUCCCAGCAGCCUCCAGCUCAAGAGUUAAUUGCAAGGGAUCUACAUGAUAAUGAAUGGAAAUUUAGACAUAUAUUUCGUGGCCAGCCCAAAAGGCACCUCCUUACAACAGGAUGGAGUGUAUUUGUUAGUGCUAAAAGACUUGUUGCUGGUGAUUCUGUGCUUUUUAUCUGGAAUGAAAAGAAUCAAUUACUUCUUGGUAUCCGGCGUGCUAAUCGGCCACAAACUGUGAUGCCUUCAUCAGUUUUAUCCAGUGACAGCAUGCACUUGGGUCUUCUUGCGGCUGCAGCUCAUGCGGCUGCAACAAACAGCCGUUUCACCAUAUUCUAUAACCCAAGGGCUAGCCCGUCGGAAUUUGUGAUACCGCUGGCCAAGUACGUCAAAGCAGUCUAUCAUACUCGUGUUUCUGUUGGCAUGCGCUUUAGGAUGCUCUUUGAAACAGAAGAAUCAAGUGUCCGCCGCUACAUGGGUACAAUAACUGGCAUAAGUGACUUAGAUCCUGUUCGGUGGUCAACUUCACAUUGGCGCUCUGUCAAGGUUGGCUGGGAUGAAUCCACAGCUGGGGAGAGGCAGCCAAGAGUAUCACUAUGGGAGAUUGAACCACUGACAACAUUCCCAAUGUAUCCAUCUCCAUUUCCUCUCAGGCUUAAGCGACCUUGGCCACCGGGACUGCCAUCUUUCCAUGGCAUCAAGGAUGAAGAUCUGGGAAUUAAUUCUCCUCUUAUGUGGCUCCGAGGAGAUAAUGGAGAUCGUGGAAUCCAAUCCAUGAACUUUCAGGGAAUUGGGGUCACACCAUGGAUGCAACCAAGGCUUGAUGCUUCCAUGCUUGGUUUGCAUACUGACAUGUACCAAGCUAUGGCUGCUGCGGCACUUCAGGAGAUGAGAGCUGUAGAUCCCACCAAACCACUACCUACAUCCCUUCUGCAAUUCCAGCAACCGCAGAAUCUCCAGAGUAGGUCUGCUGCUUUGGUUCAGCCCCAGAUGAUGCAGCAGUCUCAAUCUCAACAGGCCUUUCUACAUGGUGUUCAAGAAAACCAGCAUCAAUCUCACUCUCACUCUCAGGCUCAAGCUCAGUCGCAGCUUCUUCAGCAACAAUUGCAGCAUCAGCACUCGUUCAAUAACCACCACCAGCAGCAACUUCAGCAGCAGCAGCAGCAGCAGCAACAACAACAGCAACAACCACUGGUUGACCAUAGACAGAUAUCAUGUCCUGUCUCUACGAUGUCUCAGUUUGUUUCAUCCUCUCAAUCCCAGUCACCAUCCUUGCAAUCAAUCCCUUCACUAUGCCAACAACAGAGUUUUUCUGAUUCAAACGGGAACCCUGUGACCAGCCCUAUUGUUUCUCCUCUACAUAGUCUUUUAGGUUCAUUUCCCCAGGAUGAAUCAUCCCACCUGCUUAACCUUCCAAGAAGUAUCCCCUUGAUGCAUUCUGCUGCCUGGCCAUCAAAGCGAGCUGCAGUUGAACCUCUUCUUUCUUCUGGAGCUUCUCAGUGUGUUCUGCCCCAGGUGGAAAAGUUGGGACCACCCCACACUAAUAUCUCUCCAAAUUCUAUUUCCUUGCCACCCUUUCCUGGUAGAGAGUACUCACUAGACCAAGAAGGGAGCACUGACCCUCAGAGCCAUCUCCUAUUUGGUGUUAAUAUAGAGCCCUCAUCUCUCCUAAUGCAGAAUGGGAUGUCAGGUCUUAGGGGAGUUGGCAAUGAGAGCGACUCCACAGCCAUACACUUCCCUUCUAAUUAUAUGAGUACUGCAGGCACUGACGUUUCACUUAAUCCAGCAAUGACACCUUCCAGUUGCAUUGAUGAAUCUGGUUUUCUGCAGUCUCCAGAAAAUGUGGGCCAAGUAAAUCCACCAACCAGAACCUUUGUUAAGGUUUACAAGUCAGGGUCCUUUGGGAGAUCACUGGAUAUCACCAAAUUUAGUAGCUACCAUGAGUUGCGUGGUGAGCUAGCUCGCAUGUUUGGCCUUGAAGGCGAAUUGGAGGACCCCCUGAGAUCAGGCUGGCAGCUUGUAUUUGUUGACCGGGAGAAUGAUGUUCUUCUCCUCGGUGACGACCCCUGGCCGGAGUUUGUAAACAGCGUGUGGUGCAUCAAAAUACUGUCACCGCAUGAGGUGCAGCAAAUGGGCAAGCGAGGUCUAGAGCUUCUGAACUCUGUACCAAUCCAGAGGCUCUCCAGUAGCAGCUGUGAUGACUACACAAGCCGGCAGGACUCGAGAAAUAUGAACAGUGGGAUAACCUCUGUGGGGUCUCUCGAGUACUGAAACUAUUUAACAACUUAAGAACACCAUUCUCUGCUUCUGUGGUAUUUGCAUCUUUUCCAACCUUAUUAUUGAGGUCCGGAAGGGUGCUUAAAUUCUAGCUUCAUAUAAGCUAAUACUGUAAUUAUGUCGUUUACUUUCACUUUUCUAAGGUUUUUGGAAUACAUACACUACUAUACAUAAUAUAUAUUAGGAGAUGAUGUUUGUCAA
Molecule: messenger RNA, 3987 nt
Organism: Alnus glutinosa
Lineage: Eukaryota; Viridiplantae; Streptophyta; Magnoliopsida; Fagales; Betulaceae
Product: auxin response factor 6
Exons: 14
Coding region: 1048-3780 (910 amino acids)
Biological process (GO): regulation of DNA-templated transcription; response to hormone
Cellular component (GO): nucleus
Molecular function (GO): protein binding; DNA binding
Source: RefSeq, a predicted model, not a curated record